This is a messenger RNA of Monodelphis domestica (gray short-tailed opossum), 886 nucleotides long. It is a transcript of the gene C2H1orf202, whose product is annotated as chromosome 2 C1orf202 homolog. NCBI's taxonomy places the organism in Eukaryota, Metazoa, Chordata, Mammalia, Didelphimorphia, Didelphidae. The record is from RefSeq and is a predicted model, not a curated record.
AGAACAAAUCACUGAGAACAAGUGGGUGGUUGUGACUUAAACUCUCCCACCCAGACCUUUGUGGGACCUGAGAGGAAAAGUGGGGGCAGCUACUUGCCUUUGUUUUAGAAGUAAACCCACUGUUGCAGUCAGUCCCCAUCAAUCAGAUCUACUCAGUUGUGCCUUGAUUUCUCUGGCUGAGAAGUAUCUCUGAUCCUCCUCGAUGAAUCUCUGGAGCCUUUCUGCAGGAGCCACGCAUUGAAGGACCAUCUGGGUGUCCCAGAAGCCAUUCUAGGCAUGGCAGAGAAUACUCACACCAGCCUGUGCCUCAAUGUGAAGCCCUUGAUGGAGAAAAUGAUCCGCUUGAAGGAAAAUAGCCUCAGCUGGAAGGUGGCCAGUCAAGCUUUCUCCAGCUCCCAGCUGCAGAUGCCUAGAAGAACAGUGCCCCAGUCUUCAGGAGAAGCCAGUGCCUCCAGUUGCUGGUGGUGGGGCAGAUUCUUCAAGAUGGGGGCUCCCCGAGGACCUCGGAGGAAGAAGGCUAAGAAGCACCGACGCCAGAGCAAGCAAGGGAAGAAGGAGAGGGGCCCGUGGGUCCAUCCGUCCUUCCGGAGGCUCUUUAAGCUGUUCAGCACCUGGAGGAGAGGCCACACGAAGCGUUCCGAUGAAGGGGAGAAACUGGAAGAGAUUCCCCUCCUGGUGCUGGAUGGGUCGGGUGAGAAGGAUUAGGCAGCCACUCUCUCCCUGGAGCGGCAAAGGAGAGCUGGCUCUUCUCCAUCAGCAUAGAGGUCCUCAAUGGGACUGCCUUCUCCUUGGCUCAGAUGUAGCUUUCCUUUCUGUUUUAUUUGGGGUUUGGGGGGAGUUUAGAUGGGUGGAGAGAGACACGAAAACAAUAAAGGACACAAAAUGA